CCCCUCGGCUAACGGCCGGGGUAGGGGCCGGGGCCAUGGCGAGGGCGGGCGCUGCGCGGCCCUGCAAGGCGCUGUCCGCUGGGAGGCACGCGGGAGCGGCGAAGGUACCGGGUGGAAGGAAACGGUUUGGAUUAAGAAAAGAAUGUCAUCCUGAUGUGGAGGCUGGAUACUCUCUCUAUUCCACUGAUUCUGAUGACCAGGUUGAUACUAUUCAUAACGGACUUGACCAUUGUGCAACUUUACUGAAGAAUAUCUUACAAAAUGAGGCUACAGGAAGGAAGACUAACCAUAAACAACCUGGGAAAACAACUUCUGUUAAAUUUACUUCCAAGCCUUUGCUAACAAAAGCAAGUACAUCCAAUAAGAAUGGGCUGAAAAAGACUAUUACUGCUGCACACGUCCAAAAAGAAAUUGUGCAAAUAUCAAACAAGAAACUUGCCUCAUCUACCACACCAUCUACAGAGAAAGAACUUUCUGGUGCACAACAGAAUCAGCUGGUUCAGCCAAUUCAUAUGCCUUGCAGUCAACAGUCUCCUGUGAUGCAUCAGAAACUGUGUGAACAUGUGCAAACUCAGAUGUCUCUGGUAACUGGCCAGCCACCGCAGAGCAGUAGCCAAAUUCCUACUGUAACUCCUUUUCCUACCUCAGAUAAUGGAUAUCAAAAUGUUACAGCUUUUAAUUAUCGAUUACCAACCUCCACAGCAGAUCUGUCCCUGCAGUGUGCAGCUAAUCCCUUAUCUACGCAAUCAGAUGUUCCUGUAAGCAGUGGCAAUGAAUAUGUGGCACAGAUGAGAGGAACUGUGGCUUUACCUGUAGUUUCUAAUUCUACUCCACAAACGCAGUCUGCCAGCGCUCUUCCCUGUGUAGCAUCAGGUGCAUCACAUAACUCUACGGUGCCUACAUUCAUGCCAUCAUCUGUUGGCAGAGAGAUGACCCCAACUCAUGAGCAGCAGCGUAAAGAAGCAGACCUGAUAAGAUGCAUACAAGCUCACCUGUCCCUGUUACAAUCGCAUGAAAUGACAAAUGGCAGGAGUGAUCAGAAGCAAUGUCGUCAUUGUCUAGCAACACAAAAUGCCUCAACGAACAGGGAGGAGGACACUUUUGAAGCACUCAGUGAAGAAGACGACUUGAAUGUACUUGAUGUAGCUCCAGUGAGAGAUACAAGUUGCCAGAGAAGUUUUGUAAGGAAAGAUCUAAAACAGAGACAAGAAAGCCCAGAAAAAACAGCCCGUAAAGUUAAGACAGUGAAAUAUCUCUUGGGAGAGCUCCGAGCGCUGAUAACAGGUCAAGAUGAUUCAGAGAUGUUAAGGUUGAUGAAUGAAAUAGAAGACUGCAUAUCAUUGCUCCCAGCUGUAGUGGGAAGUACGAAUGUACAAACCGAAAUAGCGCUAGCGUUACAGCCUCUCAGAAGUGAAAAUGCGCAGCUGCGUAGGAGACUGAGAAUAUUAAACCAGCAACUCGGGGAACGAGAGAGAAAUGAGAAGACAUCUGGACAGAGCUGCAACUAUGAAUUAGUUUCUUUGCAGUCCUUGAAUAUGAUGCUCCAGACUCAAUUGCAAGAAUCACUGAAAGGCCUCGAGUCGCUGCAGGCUAAAAAUGAAGAGCUACUUAAAAUAAUAGAAAAUCAGAAGGAAGAAAAUAAACAUCUUGUAAGAGAUAUUCAAGAUAAAGAAAAUGAAUUGCUUGAAAACAAACAGCAAUAUGAUAUUCAUUCCACCAAGCUCAAGCUCGAGGUGGAGGAAGCAUUAGCAAAUGUGAAGAGCCUUCAGUUUAACCUGGAAGCUUCUGAGAAGGAAAAUAAGAUUUUGGGCAUAACAUUACGCCAGCGUGAUGCAGAAGUUAACAGACUACGUGAGUUAACCAGAACUUUGCAGGGCAGUAUGGCCAAACUUCUGUCAGACCUCACAGCAGACAACAUUAAACCCAGAUCUGAAAAAGGUCUCUCAAAGUCCCUUUUGGAAGACUAUGAGAAACAGAUGCAGCCUGAUCCAUUUCCUGGGAGUACUUCAGUAAUGACUUACCUUAAAAAAUUAGAAAUGGAUCAUAUUUUGACAGAUACAGAACUUCAAUUUUCAAAUAAGAACAGAGAAUUGCAAAUGCUAAAUCUAGCCUAUGAAAAGUUUGCUGCUGAAGAAAAUAAUAUAAACCAUAUAUUCUCAGAAGAAAGAACAUCAGCUUCCAGAAUAUUGCCAACCUUACUGAAGCAAGAUGCAGAAACAGUUAGUGAUUCUGGGACUUUAAUAGAUGAACUAAACAAGUUGGAUGAGACUGUUUACAUUCCACUGACUAGCAGUGCCUCAAAAAAACAGGUAUUCUCUGGGAGAACUGAUGGAGUACACCAUACUAGAGGGGCUUGUAAGAUGUUAGAGUUCAACUGUGAGCUGUCAAACUCUUCGCAGCAGAAUAGAUGUGAAAUGUCAAAGGAUCCAAAAAUUCUGGAUCAAUUAAGUUCUGGGUACAGUGUGAAAAAGACUAUGGAAAACACACUUGAAGUUACAGAGGAUAAGGUGAAGCCAGGAGACAAAGUCCAAGUGAAGCCAAAAGGCACUCCAAGUGGAGCUGCAAAAGACUCUACAGACAAACCAGGCCAAAUUCAGCCACGUGUUCUGAUGCCAUUUCAGAAGGAGUUUUCUAAGAAACGAGGCAAUGAAGUAACUGAUACUAGUUUUAUUUCAUUUGAUGAUAUAUCAGGGAAGUCUGAAUGGAGUGCAUCCUCUUUUUCAACAUUUACUUCUCGAGAUGAAGAGGACUUUAAGAAUGGCUUAGCAGCGUUGGAUGCCAACAUAGCUAGGUUACAAAGAACUCUGCAAAACACCAUUAUGAAACAAUGAUUAUGAGGAAACAAAAUAGGAUGUGCUUGUUCAGAUAAUUUAGUUUUUUUUUCUUUUUUUUUUUUCUGAGGUGUAUUAAUAAGUAUGGUACUGACAGUAGUAUUUGUAUUUUUUGUAUGAAUUGAGUUCCCAGCUGUUUAAAUUAUGAAUGGAAUUUGUUCCUCAUUAAAUUAUGGUGCUGCUUCCCUUGAUGUGUAUAACUUCAAAUAACUGGUAUAAAAUCAUUUUAUUUUAUUUUUUUAAUUGAUGACUUAGGUUUAUACCCUGUAGCUGCAAAACCUAAUUCUUAGCACAACCUUUAGUAACUAAUAAAUUAAUGCACUGUUGGCAGUAUUUUUUUCUAUUAAAUGAUAAAAGUACA
This is a messenger RNA of Oxyura jamaicensis (ruddy duck), 3192 nucleotides long. RefSeq names its product coiled-coil domain containing 14 (gene CCDC14). The record is from RefSeq and is a predicted model, not a curated record. Gene Ontology annotation, biological process: protein localization to centrosome. The coding region runs from base 36 to 2831 and encodes 931 amino acids. The transcript is spliced from 13 exons. Gene Ontology annotation, cellular component: centriolar satellite. Lineage: Eukaryota; Metazoa; Chordata; Aves; Anseriformes; Anatidae.